Messenger RNA from Gambusia affinis (western mosquitofish), 2979 nucleotides. RefSeq names its product NLR family CARD domain-containing protein 3-like. Gene Ontology annotation, molecular function: protein binding. The transcript has 7 exons. The record is from RefSeq and is a predicted model, not a curated record. The coding region runs from base 367 to 2850 and encodes 827 amino acids. NCBI's taxonomy places the organism in Eukaryota, Metazoa, Chordata, Actinopteri, Cyprinodontiformes, Poeciliidae.
GAGUCCAAUUGGUACCAAAUUAAAACAGGUUCUGGUUCCAUUAGAGCUGAACAGAACAUGGAUCAGUAAAAUGAAAGGAGCAAAGUCUUUGUGUUCAAACUGGGAGUUAUGAGAAGAAUUCAUGUCUUGUGAAGUCAGCAGGUAAACAUUCCUCUGACUUCCAGUCAGUACCAAUUAAACCAGUUUGGGUUCAUUUCUCCUCACAAAACGUUCAGUUUAAACUGUUCAGGUGUGGUACCAGUCUGUUUCUACUGUGGUUCUGUUGGGUCUCCGUUUGUUGUUCAGAUAUUCUUCUUCAACUGUUUGGAUCAUUUGAACAAACUGUGAAGGUAGAAAGUGUGUGUGAGCUGAUGUGAAUUCAGCAGCAUGGAUCAGUGUGAGGACAGAGAGGAGGGAGUCCCUCCCUCUAAAACCACUCUGUGUGGGGAAGAUGAGAGCCAGAGCAAAGGUCAGAGGAGCCAUCAGAGACUCAAACCAGAACCAGAACCAGAACCCAGCUGUGUGUCCUUGAAGAGUGACUGGUCAAAGGGUGGGCUCAUUGACUUUAAAUCUCCUGGAUCUCCACCAUCAGAGAGAGUGAACCAGCAGAGCUCAGAGGUUCCCAGUGGUCCGUCAGUCCAGCAGCAUCAACCACAGCUGGACAUCAUAUUUAUGCUACUGGAGGAAAACAUUGUCACUUUUGUGAAGAAAGAACUGAAGAAAAUCCAGAAAGUUCUGAGUCCAGAUUACCCAGGACGUUCAGAGAGUCAAAGAGAUGAUGAGUUGUUGGAAGGUGAUGAUGAAGAGCAGAGGAAGAGCAGCAGAGAGGCAGUGAUGAAGAUCACACUGAACUUCCUGAGGAGGAUGAAGCAGGAGGAGCUGGCUGACCAUCUGCAGAGCAAACUAUUUGCUGCAGUUUGUCAACAUCAACUUAAAUCUGGUUUGAAGAAGAAGUUCCAGUCUGUGUUUGAGGGAAUUGCUAAAGCAGGAAGUCCAACCCUUCUGAACCUGAUCUACACAGAGCUCUACAUCACAGAGGGAGGGACUGGAGAGGUCAAUGAUGAACAUGAGGUCAGACAGAUUGAAACAACAUCCAGGAAACCAGACAGACCAGAAACAACAAUCAGACAAGAAGACAUCUUUAAAGUCCCACCUGGAAGAGAUCAACCAAUCAGAACAGUGAUGACAAAGGGAGUGGCUGGCAUUGGGAAAACAGUCUUAACACAGAAGUUCACUCUGGACUGGGCUGAAGACAAAGCCCACCAGAACAUCCAGUUUAUAUUUCCAUUCACUUUCAGAGAGCUGAAUGUGCUGAAAGACAAAAAGUUCAGCUUGGUGGAACUUGUUCAUUACUUCUUUAGUGAAACCAAAGAAAUCUGCAGCUUUGAAAACUUCCAGGUUCUGUUCAUCAUUGAUGGUCUGGAUGAGAGUCGACUUCCUCUGGACUUCCACAACAAGGAGAUCCUGACUGAUGCUACAGAGUCCACCUCAGUGGAUGUUCUGUUGACAAACCUCAUCAGGGGGAAACUGCUUCCCUCUGCUCUCCUCUGGAUAACCACACGACCUGCAGCAGCCAAUCAGAUCCCUCCUCAAUGUGUUGGCAUGGUAACAGAAGUGAGAGGGUUCAAUGACCCACAGAAGGAGGAGUACUUCAGGAAGAGAUUCAGAGAUAAGGAGCAGGCCAACAGGAUCAUCUCCCACAUAAAGACAUCACGAAGCCUCCACAUCAUGUGCCACAUCCCAGUCUUCUGCUGGAUCACUGCUACAGUUCUGGAGGAUGUGUUGGAGACCAGAGAGGGAGGAGAGCUGCCCAGAACCCUGACUGAGAUGUAUAUCCACUUCCUGGUGGUUCAGACCAAAGUGAAGAAGGUCAAGUAUGAUGGAGGAGCUGAAACAGAUUCACACUGGAGUCCAGAGAGUAGGAAGAUGAUUGAGUCUCUGGGAAAACUGGCUUUUGAUCAGCUGCAGAAAAGAAACCUGAUCUUCUAUGAAUCAGAUCUGACAGAGUGUGGCAUCGAUAUCAGAGCAGCCUCAGUGUACUCAGGAGUGUUCACACAGAUCUUUAAAGAGGAGAGAGGUCUGUACCAGGACAAGGUGUUCUGCUUCAUCCAUCUGAGUGUUCAGGAGUUUCUGGCUGCUCUUCAUGUUCAUCUGACCUUUAUCAACUCUGGCUCUGACGUGAUGGAAGAAACACAAAGAUCUAAGAAGUCUUCUUUACUUAAUAAAUCUGACCUAAAAGUUCUCCAUCAGAGAGCUGUUGACCAGGCCUUACAGAGUCCAAAUGGACACCUGGACUUGUUCCUCCGCUUCCUCCUGGGACUUUCACUGCAAAUCAAUGAGAGACUCCUACAAGGUCUGCUGACAAAGACAGGAAGUAGCUCACAGACCAAUCAGGAAACAGUUCAGUUCAUCAAGAAAAAAAUCAGUAAAAAAGUAUCUGCAGAGAAAAGCGUCAAUCUGUUCCACUGUCUGAAUGAACUGAAUGAUCGUUCUCUAGUGGAGGAGAUCCAACAGUCUCUGAGUUCAGGAAGUCUCUCCACAGAUAAACUAUCUCCUGCUCAGUGGUCAGCUCUGGGUUUCAUCUUAGUGUCAUCAGGAAAAGAUCUGGAUGUUUUUGACCAGAAAAAAUACUCUGCUUCUGAGGAGGUUCUUCUGAGGCUGCUGCCAGUGGUUAAAGCCUCCAACAAAGCUCUACUGAGUGGCUGUAACCUCUCAGAGAGAAGCUGUGAAGCUCUGUCCUCAGUUCUCAGCUCCCAGUCCUCCAGUCUCAGAGAACUGGACCUGAGUAACAACAACCUGCAGGAUUCAGGAGUGAAGCUUCUCUCUGCUGGACUGAAGAGUCCAAACUGCAACCUGGAAACUCUCAGGUAAAAUGUUCUCAAUCCUGGUGAAACCAGAUUUCUGUCCAUUACAUUCUAUCAGUUAUGAUGCAAAUGUUUUUUCAAUAGUAGAGUAAAAUAAUAAUAAAUGUCUUACUAUUAGAUGGUAACCAUCCUAAGU